Molecule: messenger RNA, 1614 nt
Organism: Cornus florida
Lineage: Eukaryota; Viridiplantae; Streptophyta; Magnoliopsida; Cornales; Cornaceae
Product: glutathione S-transferase TCHQD-like
Exons: 5
Coding region: 563-1366 (267 amino acids)
Molecular function (GO): glutathione transferase activity
Source: RefSeq, a predicted model, not a curated record
CUUCUUUCUCUCCCCCACACACACAAACGCACAUAAUUUAUACAGUAAAACCUUUUUCAUCGUCGUCCACUGAAAGGUUUGCUUUAUUCUUUCCUGCGUCUAUCAAAUCUCCGAAAACCCACAAAUCUCAGUAAACAGAAAGAAAACCCCAGUUCUAACCUCUCAUUUUCUGAUAAAAGAUUGUCAUCAUGAAUCUGUGUGUUCUAAUUUUUGCUCAGCAUUCUUGAAACCUCACAAUCCAACUAUGUCUUAAAUGGUUUUGACUUGAUUGAACUCAGAUAAUCUGAUAGAUGGCAAAAGGAAGAAUUUGGGGAGUUCUAGAUUGCUUGUUUUCAUUCUUCGGAGGUGGAUUAGAAACUUGUUUUGGUUUACUAAUGCCAGGGGAGUGGGUAAAACAACUUUAGAAGUGGAAGCAUGUGGUUACCUUAAACCAGCUUUGUCACUCGAAGACUUUCCUAUAGUGCUGACCCAACAUAUUCUCUUUUAUGGAUCCCCAUCUGCUAGAGCUUGGAAUUUGAUUCACUGCCAGUAAUAUAUCUCGAGAGUUCAUGUUACUAAAACUAUGCAGCUUUAUCAUCACCCAUAUUCCCUGGACAGCCAAAAGGUGAGGCUUGCUUUGGAAGAAAGGGGCAUUGAUUAUACGUCGUACCAUGUCAAUCCUAUCACGGGCAAGAACAUGAACUUGUCAUUCUUCCGGAUGAACCCAACUGCUAAACUUCCCGUUUUCCAGAAUGGUUCCCAUAUAAUAUUCAACACAAUAGAUAUAAUCCAGUAUAUAGAAAGAAUUGCAGUUGUCUCUUCGGGCGGCAAUAACAUCCCCCUUAGUAGCGGAGAAGUUGUGGAAUGGAUGAAUAAGAUACAAGACUGGAACCCCAAGUUCUUCACGCUCUCACACACCCCUGACAAGUAUCGUAUUUUCAUUUCCAAAUUCAUAAGGCGAGUGGUAAUUGCUCGGAUGGCUGAGUCUCCUGAUCUAGCAAGUGCUUACCACCGUAAGCUAAGAGAUGAAUAUGAGAUAGAAGAGAAGUUGAGAAACCCAGAGGUUCUGAAACGAAGCAAGGAACACCUGGUAAGGCUUCUUGAUGAUGUGGAAACAAGACUUGGUGAAACAUCAUAUUUGGUUGGGGAAGAGUUCACCAUGGCAGAUGUGAUGUUCAUUCCUGUGCUGGCUCGAUUAGUAAUCUUGAAUUUGGAAGAUGAGUAUAUUAAUAGCCGGCCAAAUAUUGCUGAGUAUUGGAAUUCUGUGCAGCAGAGACCUAGUUAUAAGAAGGUGAUUGGGAGGUACUUUAAUGGCUGGAAGAAGUAUAAAACUCUUUUAAAAACCUGGUGCUUGGUACGCCUUAGAAAUCUGCUGAAAAGAUAUUGAUCAAGAAUACAAACGGUUUAUUUACCUAGGGUAUGCAUGAAUGUAGGGGAAAGGAAAUCUGACUUGUAUACUAGGGAGGUAAUUCAAUUGUGUAGAGUAAGGUACAAAUGUGUCUUUUUCUUUGUUGGCCUUUGUUUCUGGGGUUGGUGAGGGAUGAGGGAAUCGGUUUUCUCACCUAUGUUCUUCUUCUCUUUGUAGAACAAUAAGAUUGAAAUUUUGCUAAUAGUUAUGUCUAAUCUUAUCAAUCA